AUGACCCGAGACACGUCCCCGAUUCGGGGCUGUUUCGCGCUCAAGUCAACAGUCAAUCCGCCCCGGCACCUCCCCUCCGAGCAUUCAGCUUCGUGCCCCAAGUGUCCCGGCCAUCCGCUCCUCACUCCCGCCGAACAGGAAUCCUUCGCGAAAAAGGAGCAGACCGCGCUCGAGAAACAGAAACGACAAGUCGAAGGCUACCUCAAGAAGAUCGGCAAGUCGUCCUCCACCUCUCCCUCUCCACCUCCACCUCUUCCACCGAGCCACUCCGUGCAGUGGGCGUCCUACCUCUCCGCCCUGCAAGCAGCGCAGGAAUCACAACGCGCAGCCGAGUGGCCGCGCACCGAAGCCGACUGGCUCGUAUACGCCAAGCUCCUCGCCGCCUCCAAGGCUACGACCCACCCACCACCCGCGCCCCCACAGGACGGCAGUAUGGAGGCAUGGCAAGCCUACGCGUCCGUGGCGGCGUAUCAGGCGCAGCAAGCGCAGAAGGAGUGGGAGAAACACCUCGCGUCCCAGGUCGCUGCGGCCGAGGCGGCGUCAGCCGCGAGCGGAGAAAGCGAGAGACCUCGAGACACAGCGCUGGAUCGCACUCACGAUGGCGAAGGAGGCGAAAGCUAG
Molecule: messenger RNA, 621 nt
Organism: Trichosporon asahii var. asahii CBS 2479
Lineage: Eukaryota; Fungi; Basidiomycota; Tremellomycetes; Trichosporonales; Trichosporonaceae
Exons: 2
Coding region: 1-621 (206 amino acids)
Source: RefSeq, a predicted model, not a curated record